UUGUGGAAAAUAAUGAGGAAUUAACCACAAUCCUUGAUGAUGUUCUAUCCAGUUGUCAAGAAAUUCCAUUCAUGACCAUUGAUAGUGAAGGGUUAACAGAAAAGAUAAAUGGAAUAUACCGCUAUAUAUUGCGUCUUUAUGAUCGCCUUAUUAAUAGCCAAAAGGCACUGGUAACUCUUAUAGGCAUUCAGGUUUUCUUUGACAUUCUCAUAUCAGACAGAAAGACUCUAGAUGAAUGUGAAGAAAAGUUGGGUUUAACGAUUCAAACUAUGAUUAGCAUUUUAUUAUGGAAAAAGCCUAUCCUUUUCAACAUACUCGAAUGGAUGUGGGAACGAAUAACAGAAAAGUUUGAAACAAGAGAUGAAAUCCUAAAGUGGAAAUAUCGUGAAAAGAUAGGAGUGAAAUCUGAAAAUGUUUUUAAGAAAAAGGAUACUGUUAAGGCUCCUGAGAAAAGGGAGAAGGAUCUAGAGGAAAAGGAAUAUUUGGGGACCAAUUAG
Molecule: messenger RNA, 497 nt
Organism: Funneliformis geosporum
Lineage: Eukaryota; Fungi; Glomeromycota; Glomeromycetes; Glomerales; Glomeraceae
Source: the annotation of a GenBank genome assembly